Heterostelium album PN500 is the source of this 624-nucleotide messenger RNA. Its product is annotated as DUF3430 domain-containing protein. The record is from RefSeq and is a predicted model, not a curated record. NCBI's taxonomy places the organism in Eukaryota, Evosea, Eumycetozoa, Acytosteliales, Acytosteliaceae. The transcript has 2 exons. The coding region runs from base 1 to 624 and encodes 207 amino acids.
AUGAUGUUUAAUUAUUGUUGUUUUUUAAUAUUUUCAAUUUUGGUUGUAUCAUGUCUCGGUCAAACAUAUAUUAAUUUCGAACCAUUUAGUGCUGGUGCUGGAUGUUCUGGUGCGUCAUCCGGCACUGGAUAUAGUUGGAUCGUUGGGGAAUGUGUAGAGUUCAAAGGAAACUACUACCUUAUUAAAUAUGAUGCUGAUAACAAGACUGCUACUUUUUAUCAAUGGGAGAACGAAACAUGUGGAACUGGUCAACCUGCCAGUCAACGUACAUUUGGUAUUGGUGGUUGUUAUCAUGUAACAUGGGCUGAUUAUGGUUGGUAUUACAACGUAAAUGAUUAUGCAGUUCCAUCGGUAGUUGUAAAUCCAGGUUACAUUCCAUCAUAUGGCUAUCGUGAAACCGUUUAUGCCAAGAGUGACAAUUAUUGUCAAGGUGAUUAUCUUAUGUAUUUCUAUUAUACAAAUAAUACCGUAUACAAAAACACAUUGCAAACAUUCCAAUUCUAUUGUGAUCAAGGUAUGCCAUUCGAAAAUGUUUGUACUAUGGGUAAUUGUAUCUCUACUACAAUGUAUGAAAGUUGUGAAGCUGGAUCAAAUAAUUUAAAUAAUUUUGCAAUCACCUGUUAG